Eriocheir sinensis (Chinese mitten crab) is the source of this 1217-nucleotide messenger RNA. RefSeq names its product mucin-2-like. NCBI's taxonomy places the organism in Eukaryota, Metazoa, Arthropoda, Malacostraca, Decapoda, Varunidae. The transcript is spliced from 3 exons. Bases 99 to 1217 code for a protein of 372 amino acids. The record is from RefSeq and is a predicted model, not a curated record.
AAGGCCUCGCGGGGCGUAUAUAAGCAGUUCUCCUUGCGACAGUCACCCAAUGGACGCGAGUCUCCUGGCCCUCGCUGCCGCCUCGUCUCCCGGUGUUUAUGAUCCUGUGUUGGAAGAGGAUGAGGGGCGCCGCCAUAAUGCUGGUGCUGCUGCCGUGCUGGGCCGGCCUGGCGGCAGGGCAGCGCUACGACCACAACAACCUGACGGCGGUGUCUGACGGAGGCCUGCAGGUGCUGCAGUACUCUGACUUGGACCCGACGUACGGCAUCGAUGAGCCGCGGGGCGGCGCGGAGAGUGGCGGCGCCUUCCUCUUUGACGUAACCAAGCACAGCUGCGUGACGGUGAUGACGGCAGACGCGCCGUCCAUCACCAUAUACGCGUCCGUGUGGUGCUCCGACAGCGAACAGGAGCUGACCUUCAGUUCCUGUGACGGCCGUAACGGGGCUCUGCCCGAGGAGCUUUGCAAGGGCAACGGGAGAGGCUGGAGGGAGAUACGCCGCGUCAACGACUGCCCGGCGUGGACGACUGAGGAGACUGUCAAGCUCUGCGCGACUUCCGUCAAGGCCGGAGCGUCUGUAGGAAUCGAGUACGUGGAGGCGUUCCCGGGGGACUUCGUGAAGACGACCGCCGCCGCCACCACCACCACGACUACUCCUACACCUACCACCACUUCUACUACUCCACCCACCACCACUUCUACUACUCCACCCACCACCACUUCUACUACUCCACCCACCACCACUUCUACUACUCCACCCACCACCACUUCUACUACUCCACCCACCACCACUUCUACUACUCCACCCACCACCACUUCUACUACUCCACCCACCACCACUUCUACUACUCCACCCACCACCACCACCACUUCUACUACUCCACCCACCACCACUUCUACUACUCCACCCACCACCACUUCUACUACUCCACCCACCACCACCACUACUACUCCACCCACCACCACUUCUACUACUCCACCCACCACCACUUCUACUACUCCACCCACCACCACUUCUACUACUCCACCCACCACCACUUCUACUACUCCACCCACCACCACGACUACUACUCCACCCACCACCACUUCUACUACUCCACCCACCACCACCACUACUCCUACACCCACCACCACUUCCACCACCACAACCUUAGCACCCCACCACGACUAUCGACACCACCAGAGACACGACCUCUUGACCCCCCACGACUACAAGUGA